AUGGCAGCACCACAGUUUCGGCUGUACUCCGAGCGGGCUGCAAAGUUCGAGCCAAAAUUCGAGACCUCACUUGGCACGACCACGAUGGCGCCGCCACCGCCUCCGAAAGUAAAGGCCACCGGGGGCCACGGGGUGGAAAACAUUUUUGAGGACUACUGCGCUAACAGUUCGAUCCAUGGAUUCAAGUACUUCGUAGGCGCCCACCGAACCCUGGCAGAGAAAGCCUGGUGGGUGAUUGUGUGCAUCCUGUCGGUCUACUUCUGUGGCCAGCUGAUCGAAACGGUCUACGAAAAGUGGCGCCGCAGUCCGGUGGUGGUGACGUUCGCCGAAAAGCUAACCCCGGUCUACGAUGUCCCGUUCCCGGCCGUCACGGUGUGCCCGGUGACGAAGGUGAAGAUGGCAACACUCAACUUUACCGCCGCCUAUCAGGCGCUCACGUACGGUGAUAACGAUAGCAUGCUCACCGAUGAAGUCAUCGACCAGGUUCUGGCGAUGGUGCAGGUGUGUGACUUUUCGUUCAGCAACCUACCGUUUAAUCACACGUACGACGACAACCUGGUCUCCAUCAUCCAGCGCAUGGCGAUCCCGUUCGGCGAGAUGUUCCUGAUGUGCGUCUGGAAGAACCGCCAGGUGAACUGCAGCGAACUGUUCAAGCCAACGCUGACCGAGAGCGGUAUCUGUUACACGUUCAACGGGAUGUCGGCCGAGGAGCUGCUCCGGACGGACCAGUUCCACCAGGAGUUCGAGCACCUGGGCGAGACGCGAUCGGCCGCCAACUGGACGAUGGAGGAUGGGUAUCACCCGCGGGUUGGCGUUAGCACGUACCCGCGCCGCGUGCUGAGUGCUGGCGCCCAGUCCGGUAUGCUGAUCUUCUUGAAAACGGACAAAGCCGAUAUGGACUUCCUGUGCGGGAACUCUUUCCAGGGCUACCAGGUACAGCUGCACAGCCCGAACACGUGUCCGCAGAUCUCCACCCAGAACAUCCGCGUCCCGCUGAACCACGCGUUCCAGGUGCGUGUGGAACCGUUCAUGAUCACCACGACGGCCGCGGUACGAUCGUACAGUGUUGACAACCGGCUCUGUUACUACAGCCACGAGCGGUACCUACGCUUCUUCGCCAUCUACACCAAGCGGAGCUGCGAGGUGGAGUGUUUGGCCAACUUCACGCUGUACCUGUGCGGUUGUGUCCACUUCUCGAUGCCCCGUCCGGCCGGUGUCCGCAUUUGCGGGCUCGGAAAGAAGAAGUGCGUCGAGGAGGCUGAAAUCUAUCUCCAGGAGCAAGCCAUGGGCGGGGCGGUGGAGUCCGGUGGGUCGAUUCCGAGGGUGCUCAGCUCAUGCCGAUGUCUGCCGUCGUGCACUUUUCUUCAGUAUAACGCCGAAAUAUCGCAAUCCCCGUUCGAGUGGCGCCGGCUUACCGAUGCGAUGGGACUGUUUCCGAACGAGCUGAAAAAUGCCGGACUGUCCACGAUGAACAUUUACUUCAAGGAGUCACAGUUCAUCACCAUCAAGCGCAACCAACUGUUCGAGCUGAACGACUUCAUCGCCAACUGCGGUGGGCUGCUCGGGCUGUUUAUGGGCGUCAGCCUGCUGAGCAUCGUCGAGGUGCUGUACUUUUUCACCCUCAAGCCGUUGGUCAACUACUUCUGGCGUCGCGAAAAGCGGCCCACGGUUUCCACCGUGGCACCGAGCGACCCCCACACACCUAGCUACGCUUUGCGCACGUUUUUGAGGGAUGCUGCUUGA
This is a messenger RNA of Anopheles cruzii, 1743 nucleotides long. RefSeq names its product pickpocket protein 28-like. The record is from RefSeq and is a predicted model, not a curated record. Lineage: Eukaryota; Metazoa; Arthropoda; Insecta; Diptera; Culicidae. The coding region runs from base 1 to 1743 and encodes 580 amino acids. The transcript is spliced from 5 exons. Gene Ontology annotation, biological process: sodium ion transmembrane transport. Gene Ontology annotation, cellular component: membrane. Gene Ontology annotation, molecular function: ligand-gated sodium channel activity.